AUGGCGGUGAUACGUAGUCGGCUCAAAUCGCUGCAGAAGUGGCAUCCCCGUCCGGGUGAUAUACAAGCGGGCGAUCCAGUCCCCAUACACAGACAGCGGCGCAAUCAGCCCAGAGCAACGACGUUGUCUGACACAAGAUACCGCCGUGAAGAUGACGCCAAAUUGUUGUUGCUGAAGCUCCCCUUCAUCCGCUUGGUUCGAGAAAUAGUUACGAACUGCUGCCGUCCCCGAGAUAAAGAAUUUACAUGGCAAACCCAAGCGAUCCAAGCCUUGCAGGAAGCAGCUGAGGCAUUCAUGAUUCAUUUGUUUGAAGAUGCCCAGCUAUGUGCCAUUCACGCCAAACAAAUUACCAGGCUGCACAGAGGUAUUCGACCCGCCAGACGUAUUCGGGGUAUUUGGGCAGGGUUGGGAUCGCCAUUGAAAGGCAACAGCUGUUAUAAUGCUCCCUGA
This is a messenger RNA of Ustilaginoidea virens, 450 nucleotides long. RefSeq lists its product as uncharacterized. NCBI's taxonomy places the organism in Eukaryota, Fungi, Ascomycota, Sordariomycetes, Hypocreales, Clavicipitaceae. The record is from RefSeq and is a predicted model, not a curated record. Gene Ontology annotation, cellular component: nucleosome. The transcript has 3 exons. Gene Ontology annotation, molecular function: DNA binding; protein heterodimerization activity; structural constituent of chromatin. The coding region runs from base 1 to 450 and encodes 149 amino acids.